Molecule: messenger RNA, 7900 nt
Organism: Stegostoma tigrinum
Lineage: Eukaryota; Metazoa; Chordata; Chondrichthyes; Orectolobiformes; Stegostomatidae
Product: myosin light chain kinase 2, skeletal/cardiac muscle-like
Exons: 16
Coding region: 1883-4237 (784 amino acids)
Biological process (GO): positive regulation of apoptotic process; protein phosphorylation; intracellular signal transduction
Cellular component (GO): cytoplasm; nucleus
Molecular function (GO): ATP binding; protein serine/threonine kinase activity
Source: RefSeq, a predicted model, not a curated record
CCUUCUGCACCCUCCCUCCCCAAUAGUGUUCAACUCACUCUCUAUCUUGUCUCACAUCCGCCACCACAGUCAGUGCCCCUCCCUUGCAUUCAAAUGCACCCUCCAGUCCCAGACUACAGAUGGCCCACCCUAUCCUGUUCUGUGUAUAUUUCUACUAGCAGCACCCUUUUUUCACUGGAAGAAACAUUUCAGGUUCUCCUAAGAAGGCCAUCAACAAACUCACCACUGCGAAGGAAAACCAGAAGUGAAGUAACCCAAACCAACGGACACCAGAGUUUAAAUGACAGGCAGGAAAAUACAAUAGCGCUUCAAUCGGAGGCUGCACUGCUAUGUUACCCAGCAAGAGGAAAGACCAAGAGAGGAAAAUAAAAGGAAAAAGAAAAAAAAAAUCUAAAAAUUUGCCAUCCUCAAAACAGCUAAAGACAAUUCGCAACUUGAACGAAUGAAACUCCACACUUUCAUUGCUGACCUUCUGGCGGAGGUGAUUGGACAUUCCAAUAGAGCUCAAAAGGAUACUACCACUGUUAAUUGCCAAAUAUAACAAACUGUUUUAUGGACAAAUAAUGUGAAAAUACAACAAAUUCAUAAGAAUUAUGGGAAUGUUCAGGGUGAGAUUUGCUUUAUGAAGCAAACAAUGGUGUAGCACAUAUCUACCAGCAACUUGUGGAAAUUUACAAUUCACAGGAAAUCUCUUUGUCACAAGCAGCUGGCUGACUGGCGUAUUAAUAACUUUUCUGAUGAAGGGUCUAGGCCCGGAACAUCAGCUUUUGUGCUCCUAAGAUGCUGCUUGGCCUGCUGUGUUCAUCCAGCUCCACACUGUUAUCUCUAUUAUUAAUAACAGUUCACAUCUUUCAACUUUUUUUUUCAGCAAAAUCUGUUCCAUGACAUGCUUUCAAAAUUUCACCUAUAAUUUACCUUAUUGUUGUCCAAACUAGGAAGGAAAUUAAACUAAGCUGAAUAGGAGCAACUCUAUUUUUUCACUGGAUAACAACUCUAGGAAAGUACAGUGUUGUAAGAUACAGCUAUUCAGCAUGUAAUCUUGUUACAAAGGAGAAAACAAGCAAACAUCCUCCUAUUCUGUUAGUAAGGUGAAGAAAUUCCCCUCAGAUGUGUUUUCUGUAGAGGUAGCUCUAACACUGGGUGUCAAUAACCAGUUAAGUUUUACAAAGUCUGUCAGUCAUCGAACUAAAUGUUUUUUCGCAGUAUGACAUGUAAUUAACAGUCAACAGUAGGUGAACUGAGCAAAACAAAUGGCACUUUUGAUUCUUCUAGUGAAUAAUGACCUUUGAUGGAGCAUUAGAAGCUUCGGUGACAAGCAGUAAAUGAGGAAUCUUUACAGAGUAGGUGGCAAUCUAAAAGCAAAACACCCAGUGUUACAGUCAAAAUAUCAAAUGGUCAGCACAUUUUAGUGCUGUUUUUCUUCUGUGGAAUCCCAAUUUUACUGAUAUCUACUUAUACAAUAUUUACAGUAGUUUCCUACUGGCACCCAGCCACCAGAUUCAGGACAUUCUGUUUUUACAAGUUAUGUUCUAAAGGGACUUACUCAGACUCUUUGCUGCCAUCCACAGAGCCAGCUUCUUUAUCCUGUCCUAGUAUACUGAUCCCAAGAGAGUUUAAAGCACGCAGCAAAAUAGUUUCCAUAGCUUCUACUGACAGCUUCUCAAGAACGAUGACACGGCAACGACUCAGUAACGCUGAAUUGAUCUGAAAGGAAGGGUUCUCUGUUGUCGCACCAAUCAGUGUGAUUGUUCCACACUCGACGUGAGGCAGCAAUGUGUUCUGAGAUUUGGAGAAAGAGAAAGUUGUUAUCACAAAAAAAGACUGAAAAUAGUGCAAGAGGAAACAUCUGCAAGCCAGUAAAGUGAGAUAUUUGUGGAAAAACAUGAAAGGUGGGCACGAACAGGCGAGAUACGAAGAUAUAAAGUUGAUGGCGUCCAAUAAAUCAUGGAAGGUGUCUCGGUUGAAGGAAAUCAACAAGCAAUCCAGCAGUAGAAGGUUGGGGAAAAUGGCUUUCUUUCAUUACUCGGAGAGAGUGGAAACUAUGAGAAAUUUCUGGGAAGAAAAAACCAGCGAGCCAGACAGUAACACUGAGGACGAUGAGGGGAAAGAUCAGCAGUUUGGUGAUGUGAAAGGGAAGCAAAACGUAAAUAUUAAAGAAGUUAAAUCCCAACAGAAGAAAAAGCCUCCAGAUUCUACAGCACUGUUUGAUCAGGAGGAUGCAGAUAGCUUCUCUGAUCAAAAGAUCAAAAAAUUAAAUACAGAAAAUGCCAACAGCUCGAGUGUCUUUCAGGAUCCGAACAAUAUCAGAGGCCAAGCAGAAUGCAAAAAUGUUGCAAAAUUAAAAGGAAAGCCGUUUCAGAAAGAUGUAAGUGUCUUUGGGCCACAAUCUUCCAGAUUGGCAGAGGGCACCUUCUCAACAGUUACUCCAGAAAUUACUGAAUCCGUUUUAGAUAUUUAUGCCAGUAAUGAAAAGAAGGAAGACGCAGCUGUAAAAGAACAAUGUGACAUUGAACCUGAGAAGAGAUUUAGCACUGCAGAGAACCAAACAAGGAUCAACAGACAAAUUGAUGAAAGGACAGAGAAAAACAAUGUUAUGUAUGAAAAUAUUGUUGAUAAUAGGCCCAUGGAAAAAAUGCCAGCAAAGGAAGAUGAUGGAAAUAUUAAUAAGGAGUUAAUGAGUGAACCAAAGUCAGAAGAAAGAAAGGAGAAUGUAAUAGAUGAAGAAAAUGAAGAAACAGAAAGCAACUGCAUAAAAGUUGAUGAAAGCAAUGAAGAGGCCAUAGGCACUAUUCUUGAAAGCACAGGCUCCGAGCUUACUAUUACUGAAAGAUGCAAAGUGAAGAAUACAGUGUCACAGGUAGAUGAACUAUCUAAGGAUCAGGAUACUGUUUGCCAUGGCAAAAACUGCACGGUGUUGCUAAACAGAUAUGAAGAUAGUGAAAGAGAAGCUGAAGCUUUAUUAGCAGCUGCAGCAGAACCUGAGGAAGGAACAUCACAGAAUACUGAGCCACAUGCAGUCAAAGGUCUGAGUACCAUCAAUAAAAAAAGAGGGACUGGGGAAAAUUCACUUAACGAUGACAACAAGAAAAGCAGAGUGGAGGAAAAAGGCUGCAACCAGGAAGCCACAACUGAACCUGCUUCAUGUCUGAGCAGUGCAACAUCCACAGUUGGCCAGAAAGAAAUUAACCAGACAACCAAGGAGUGUCCACACAUUGUGAUCGAUGAUGGCCCUGCUCCGCCUGCCCCAUUUGAACAUCGGAUUGUCUUGGCCAACAUGGAACAAAUCAGCAAUUACUAUACAAUCUACAAAUCUGAAGUCCUUGGAGGAGGACGGUUUGGACAAGUGCACAAAUGUGUAGAAAAGUCUACCGGUCUUACCUUGGCAGCCAAAAUUAUCAAAACCAAAGCAGCAAAGGAGAAGGAGGAGGUAAGGAAUGAAAUCCAAGUCAUGAAUCAACUGAAUCACACAAACCUCAUCCAGCUGUACGAUGCUUUUGAAUCAAAGAAUGAUAUCACUCUGAUCAUGGAAUAUAUCGAUGGAGGGGAACUAUUUGACAGGAUUAUAGAUGAAAGCUAUAAUUUAACAGAAAUGGAUACAAUUCUGUUUGUAAAACAGAUUUGCGAAGGACUUCAAUAUAUGCACCAGAGGUACAUCCUUCAUCUGGAUCUAAAGCCUGAGAAUAUUUUGUGUGUCAAUCGGGAAGCCAACCAAGUGAAGAUAAUUGACUUUGGCUUGGCCAGAAGAUAUAAACCAAGAGAAAAAUUAAAAAUCAACUUUGGUACUCCAGAAUUCCUUGCUCCUGAAGUUGUGAAUUAUGACUUUGUUUCAUUUCCCACGGAUAUGUGGAGCCUUGGGGUGAUUACCUAUAUGUUGCUGAGUGGACUCUCUCCGUUCCUUGGAGAUGAUGACAGUGAGACCCUCAAUAACAUUCUUUUCUGUAAAUGGGACUUAGAUGAUGCAGAAUUUGAAAAUGUCUCUGAAGAUGCCAAAGAAUUCAUAUCAAAACUUCUCAUUAAAGAAAAGGGUGCAAGAAUCAGUGCCACCCAGUGCCUCAAACAGCCCUGGCUAAAUAACAUAGCAGAGAAAGCUAAACAAUGUAAGGUUCGUCUCAAGUCCCAGAUCCUUCUUCAGAAAUACAUGGUGCGACGGCUGUGGAAGAAGAACUACUAUGCAGUAACUGCUGCAAACCGAUUGAAGAAAGGUAGUUCUGGGACAUUGGCUUCCAUUGAAGGUUGAAUAUCUGCUGCUUGGAUCUAUGGCCGAGUGCACUUUUCUUCGUAGGACAGUAGUACACAGGACUUGUAUCACUGCCUUGCCAAAAUGCCUUCAUUUACUCUUCUACUCUAACGUAAUUUGGUUCAGGUUUAGGAAUCCAUGUUUAGGCAACAAAAUAAUAUAAUGGCUGUCAUUGGGAUUUAUUUAUCUUUCUAAGAAGGGAGUGAUGUUUUGGUGUGAUUGUAGUUAUCUUAAUAAUGUUCUUGUUAUUCAUAUCAGUUUUAUGGCAUGUCUUUUUGAAGCUAAGCUACAUUUUUAUAUGCAAGUUGUAGUUAUCAUCAUUUUAAGGCAUCAACAAAUUAAGCACAAGGGACAGCAUACCUAUCCUCAAAUUCAAAGGAUCCCUGUAUUAAGGUUUCCGCUCCUCCAUGGAGAUGGUGGUGCUAAACUAGAUUAACAAGCCAGAGGACAUGGUUCAUAUCCUAAACAAGAGCAACUCAUGAAACGUAAAAACUUAAAGUGUAGGAGCAGAAGUAGGUCAGCGGCCCUUUGAGUCUACUCCACCAUUCAGUGUGAUCAUAACGAUCAUCCAACUCAGUACAUGUGGAAGUUAAAUUCUGUUAACAAAUUUGGAAUAUAAAGUCAGUCUUGCUAAACAUGACAACUAUUGUUGAAUAGUGUAAAAAUUCUGGUUUACUAACGACCUAAAGUGGAGGAAAUCUGACCUUCUGGCUUGGCCUUCAUGUGACUUCAGACUCAGAACAAUGUCAGCCUCCCUCUGCAAUGACCAAUCAAGCAACUCAGUUUCAAGGGCAUGUGAGAUGGGCAGUGAGCCUUGCCUGUGAUGAUGGUCAAUCCAUGAAAGAACUCAAGAUAAACGUCAGCAUGGAGAAGCUGUGAAUUGAAUGACUCCUAAACUUGAUUUUUCCUUAAUCCUCUGCAGAUCUGGAAAAUCACAAUUGUUACAGAAACUUCUUAAAAGAUAUUUUCAAAGUUCCAGUUAGUCAAUGACAUGGUAAUUGUAUGUCUUGGGUCAGUUGACAGCAUUAGGACUGUGUCACUGCCACUCUCUUAUAGGAUUUCCUAAUUUAUCUAUAUUUACCAUUUUAUUGUCUCACCAUACUGAACACUUUACAGAUGUUUGGAUUCUUGGUUUCAUUAGCAAGCAGUUGAAAACAGCCCUUGUGACUUUUCAUAGUAAGAUUGUUUGAUGUUGCAGUGUCGCUGUUUGUCCCAGCUUUACUGAGUGCUGCAUGAACAUAGGCACAGCAAUUAGUUGUCAGCAGUCCACAGUUAUUUAUGAGGGUUGAGCUCCCAAUGGGUUCUGCCUGUCUCUGCUGGCAUUUUAAGCAAAAUUUCAACAAAAAAGUUACCAAGGACUGGCUGCCAAACAACUGAAUUGCUGGGAAAAGACUCCGCUAUCAGCUUUUUAUAAAUCAACCCCCGGGCAGUCUCAUUGGCAAUUAGAGCUGAGUCUAAAUGAAUGAAAAUCUGUUUUCUCUCCAACCCCGACGUAAAUGGGUGUUAGUAAGAAAACUCUACUCUUGACUGUACUUGCUGGGAUAGCAGGAAGAUCAAGCUGUGCACACCAAAGACUUUUGACCUGCCUCUCUGUCCAUUUCUAAUCAAUGGAUGAAACAUUGUGUUACAUUAUCUCCACACAAAACAGCAAUUGUACUGUUCUCAAAGGUGCCUUUAAAAUAAUUUAGAUGUUUGAAGAAGACGUAAUUGUAAUUUUCUGUCCUAACCUACAUAAUUGCAAUUUCACCAAAGCAGAUGUUGGAUCUGAUUUUAUUUUCAUUCACCAUUUAACAUGUUUUCUCUGUGGAGGGUAGUAAUUGCUAACAUAGUAAACUCAGUGCAGCCAGUCCUUGAAGCAAGCAUUUCCCACCGAGAGUUAUCUGAAAUUAGCCAGUGAGUUAUCCUGGAGUACCGAGUCACUCACCUAACAGCAAGUUACAGAGCAGCAUUCCACCAAGUACAUGGGGAAUAGGUUACCUCUGGGGAACAGUAUCAGCACAGGGGGAAUCCUCGAGGAGUGGAAAACCGUGAGUGAGUGGAUGAGGAAACACAAUUAAUUUGAAGCCCAUUAAGGUAACAAAACAUACAACAGCACAAGAAAAAAGACUAAUGAUAUGGAACCUUAAAUAGUAACUUGUGACCUGUGUAUAGUUGUUAAGUUUAUCUGUAUUUAGUACAAAUAACUUUUGGGCACAUUAUUUUUAGUGUCUGGCUCUAAAAAGGUACGAAACACUUCAGUUAGUUUAUUUUAAGCAUAUCAUAAAUUCAGCUUACAUCUCUUGCAGGUAUCUAGAAAGUUUAAAGUUUUGUCAUCCAGAAGGUAUUCUGUUCCUCUAAAUUUGCAAAAGAAAUUAGCUCCUGUAUCAUAUUUUCUUUCUAAUUUAAAUCGAAGCAAGCAAAUUGGGUUGUAACAAUGUUUUCAAAGCUACUGUAACAUGAAACUUUGUUUGUGAAACGCAUUUGGUUGAAAUAUAAUAUUCUAACGUUCCAUUCUAAUCUCACUGUAUUUUCACUGCGGAUUAUCUCAUUGUUUUGACUCUGUCAGCCCUGUUGACUAUGAGGGUGUUAAUGGAAUUGUAGAAAUAUUAUCAACUUACAUUUUCCCAUUUGUAAUUUUUUUUUGAGGUACUGAAAUCAAUAUUUAGGCUAUGAAUUGCUGAAUAACAGGACAAAGUUCAUGUGAUUGCUAAAAGCAGCUUUAAAAUAAUUAUUUUGAAUGUUAAGGCUUGCAGUACACAUUGUGCAAACUAUUGAAAAAAUACAUGUUACAAAUUAAAAUGAGUUUUUGCAUAAUUUAAUAAUACACUUGCAAAGUUAUGUUUAUUUCCCUUAAUUAUAUGGGAUUUAGAUUGUUUACCGUUAUGCAUUGCGGGGUGAAUAACUGCAUUCUAUUUUGUACAUUUAUGAAACAUUUCAUUUGAUGUGACAAUAUAAAUACAGUAGAAUUGCAUUAGUAUCCUAUCAUGAAAGAAGUCUGCAGAUAUGUUCUUGACAUGUUGUGGAGACUUUUGACAGUGUUUUUAUCCAGCCAUGUUUCAAAUAUAUUGAAGGAAAGAAAAAUAUAACAGAAAUGACACAAAUGCUUGAAUCUGUGGAAGCAAAUGGUUGGAUUUAACACCCAAUGAGUGCAAAAGGCUUUAGAUGUGUUUUUUUUGUGUGUUUCUGUCACGGUUACUUUCUUCCAUUCAGACCAGAGGAUGUCUGCCAAAUUCUGACAAUAUUGCAUGUUUUCCAGUCUUUUUACUCAAAGUAUCUUCUGAAUGUGAGUCGCGUUGCAUGCCUGAGUUCAGAAACUGGAGAAUGUUCUCCUCACUUGCCAUCAAGACUGGGCUGUCAACAGAUAACUGUCAAGUGUAAAAUGUCACAUUGCAAGGGAGCACUGAGCAUACUACUUAUAUGUCAUAGUUAAAAUGCUGAUGGUGUUUCAUAAUUGGCAGCAUUGACUGUGGAAUCCCUAUAGGAUGUACUGGCGUCUGGUUUCAAGACUUUUAAAUGUCACUUCAACACACUGAACCCUCAUUGUAAUGUACCCUUUAUGUCUUCAGCUUAAUGGACUAUUCGUAUGUACACCUUUCAGAGCCACAUGAGGUUUUUUUUGCAUGAAGGAGCCAAGCUUUUACAGCAGUGUGAUUGUUCUAAAUAAACCAUCUGGGUAAGAAAAAA